Messenger RNA from Penicillium paradoxum, 2226 nucleotides. RefSeq names its product origin recognition complex subunit 4. The transcript is spliced from 2 exons. The record is from RefSeq and is a predicted model, not a curated record. Gene Ontology annotation, cellular component: nuclear origin of replication recognition complex; nucleus. NCBI's taxonomy places the organism in Eukaryota, Fungi, Ascomycota, Eurotiomycetes, Eurotiales, Aspergillaceae. Bases 1 to 2226 code for a protein of 741 amino acids. Gene Ontology annotation, molecular function: ATP hydrolysis activity; DNA replication origin binding. Gene Ontology annotation, biological process: DNA replication initiation; DNA replication.
AUGAAGGACCCACGAGCAUCUAAAAGAAGAAGAGUCUCCAAGGAUUUUGAUGGAGAUAUCGAAAUGGGAAACGAGGAUCAAGACGUAUUCGCGGUCUCCUCAUCCCCCAACAACACUCGAAAUUCCCCUACGCCGGUUAAAAGUGCCUCACGGCGUCAAUCUGCCCGCGGAGCACACGAUCUUAACCAAGAAAGCACAGGCCAGGAGGCCGAGGAAGAGAAAGAAGAGACGCAAACCCCUGCCCGGGUUGGAACACGAACAAGUGGGCGACAACGGAAAACACCAAAAAGAUAUGAGGAGGAGGUUGUGACGCCGUCGAGGAGAAAACAAGCAACUACCCCCUCAAAGAGUGCGCGUGCGACUCGAACAGUGCAAAACCCGCCACAGUCUCCGGUGGAAGAUGAGGACGAGGACGCACCUGAGUCUGAGGAAGAGGAUGACGAUGACGACGACGAGGAUGACAUAGAUGUCGACGAGUCAUCUCCGGAGCCUGCCCGUCGCUCAGCUACAAGAGCCAAAUCAAAGAGAAGCACCGCAAAACCCAGAUCCGCCGCAAAACCUAGAUCCAUCGCAAACCCCAGAUCCACCACGAGAACCAGAUCCAAGAGAGCCCUGGCCGCAGAGCCGAAAGAGAAGUCUCCUUCACCUGAGUAUCAGGACGGCUUGGACGAUAUCGUUGCGAUGCAACUGCAACAGGAAAUGCCUUAUGAACAACCGGAGGCGACUGAAGCCGUUGAUGUCUCCGAGCCAUUGCCAGAAUACGCUGAAAAGUUCCAGGCACUCUGUCAGACGGGCCUUGCAGAUGAAGUGCGCAUUCUCUCGACCAUUCUCCUCGAAAAAUUGUCAGGGAAACGGCAGAUCCCAUUACGGGGAGUUGAAACCGAAUACCAAAAGGUUCACCAGCUCAUCGAACAAACAGUGUCGGUGGGCGAGGGUAACUCGAUGCUUCUUCUUGGAUCCAGAGGGUGUGGAAAGACUGCGAUUGUGGAAUCCAUCAUUUCGUCACUCGCGAGGGAGCAUAGAAACGAAUUUCACGUUGUUCGCCUCAAUGGAUUUUUGCACACGGAUGAUCGUCUAGCGUUGCGCGAGAUGUGGCGCCAACUUGGUCGUGAGAUGCAUACCGAGGAGGAUGCAGCCAAGGUCAGCUCCUAUGCGGAUACCAUGGCGACGCUCUUGGCUUUGUUAUCGCACCCAGAAGAGCUUUUCGGAGCUUCUGGUGAUGCAGGGUCAAAAACUGCUGCAAAGUCUAUCAUCAUCUUGCUGGAUGAGUUCGACUUGUUCGUCACCCACCCACGACAAACUCUGUUGUAUAAUCUGUUUGAUAUUGCCCAGGCCCGCAAAGCACCUAUCGCGGUCAUUGGGCUCACGACAAAGGUCGAUGUCACCGAAAUGCUCGAGAAGCGUGUCAAGAGUCGAUUCAGUCACCGCUAUACUUACGUCCCGCUACCUAAGUCAUUGGAGACAUUCUCGGAUAUCUGCCUCGGAAGUCUAGACCUCAGUGAAACCGAAGUAGCAGAUAUUGCGGCUGAACUUGGAUCUGACCGUGCCCUGGUCGAGUCUAGCAAAUGGGUGAUACUGCUCAAGGGCUGGAAGGAAUAUUUGAAGCAUAUGUGGAAUGACCAAGACUUCCAAUUCCACAUCAGGCGUAUCUACUACCAAUCGAAAUGUGUAAAGGAGUUUUUCAACAGCGCACUUCUCCCAAUCGGCGACUUGCUGCAAAGCGUAUCGACCGUCGACACACCAGUUCCCGAAAUUCCAGUACCGAAAAACUUCGCUUCGCAAACACUUGAUUGCCCCGACCCAGCACCUCUCCCCUUCUCCACGUCCAUCACAUCAUCUAGUCCCUCGUCGUUGCCAUUAGCUUUGUUGGUAGCUGCAACCCGCUUGUCAGCCCUGUUCGAUCCCGGAAACGACGGGUCCCAAUCACAAAGCAUGGGACCACUUGCACUUUCCUUCCCCGCCGCAUAUGCGGAAUACGUCCGGCUUCUAACCUCUGCAAAGAUAUCUGCCUCGGUGUCAGGAGCCGCGGCUACACCAGGCCGGGUCUGGGGCCGAGAUGUAGCCCGAGAAUCCUGGGAGAAGCUGCUCAGCUGGGGACUCGUUACCCCUGUGGGCAGUGGCAACGGCACUGCUGAUGGGCAGAUGUUCCGUGUGGAAAUUAGUUUCGAGGAAGUUAUUGAAAUGGCUGGUUCCGGAGGUGGUCUGGGCCAGUGGUGGCGUGAAUAA